AUGAGCUCCUCAAAAAAUAAAGUAGAUGAGACAGACUGUGCUCUAAAGAUUAGUCAAGAACCUUACUCUGCUAAAUCGGCUUACAAUUAUUUAAAAAAUAUUGUUGUAAAAAAUGGAUUUUUCGCCUUAUGGAGGGGCAACACUGCUUCAAUGGCUAGAAUUCUUCCUUAUGCAUCCAUCCAGUUCACAUCUCAUGAACAGUGGAAAAGGAUUCUUGGAACAUCAAAUAAAGACCACAAUUUCAGAAGAUUUUUAGCUGGUUCCCUAGCUGGAAUUACUUCCCAGACUUUAACUUAUCCAUUAGAUUUGGCAAGAGCUCGAAUGGCUGUUACUUACGAUUCUGAAUUUGCAACAUUAAAACAAGUUAAAGAAGGACUGAAAGGAUUUUAUAGAGGUUAUGUGCCAACUUUUCUCGGUGUUAUACCAUAUGCUGGAGCAAGUUUUUUUACAUAUGAAUCAUUAAAAAUAUGGUAUUCAGAUUUGAUGGGAAAAGCAAAACCUGAUUCUUUAAUACUUUUAGCAUUCGGAGCAGCCUCUGGAUUUUGUGGUCAAGGUAUAUCGUAUCCCCUUGAUAUUGUCAGAAGAAGAAUGCAAACGGAGGUUAUAACAAAACAAAAUUACCAAUCUAUAUUUGGUACAUUGAAAACAAUAUAUAGAACUGAAGGAUUUAUAAAAGGAUUUUUUAAAGGAUUAAGUAUGAACUGGAUUAAGGGGCCCAUUGCUGUUGGUAUUAGUUUUGCAACCUACGAUGGAAUGACAGAUUUCUUAAGACGAAUUAUUUGUUAA
Molecule: messenger RNA, 786 nt
Organism: Pediculus humanus corporis (human body louse)
Lineage: Eukaryota; Metazoa; Arthropoda; Insecta; Psocodea; Pediculidae
Product: ADP,ATP carrier protein, putative
Exons: 6
Coding region: 1-786 (261 amino acids)
Biological process (GO): transmembrane transport
Source: RefSeq, a predicted model, not a curated record